CUGUACACUCUUCGCUGGUGCGCUUCUGCUUGUCGGUGGAACCGGUGAAUUUGUUCUGAGCAGGCCGGAUAAAGUAUUUUUUUUCUUCUCUCUCUCUUACUCGAGUUUCUGAGUUUUCGAGUUUUUUUUUUCUGAAAGACAUUCGAGCAUGUCUGGAGAUACGUCGGACACCGUCGUGGAUAUUGAUGGAGGUGUUAUGGAAGGAGGCGGUCAGAUACUUCGCAUUGCCGUUGCACUUAGCGCCCUGUUUAGAAAGCCAAUUCGUGUGAGAAACAUACGUGCUGGUCGCAGCAACCCGGGCCUGAGACCACAACAUCUAUGUGGACUGCAACUGGUGAAGGACAUCUGUGGGGGCCGGAUGGAAGGUGGCCACAUCGGCUCGACGGAGAUCACGUUCUACCCUGGCAUCAUCCGCGGUGGAAAUUACAAGGCAGAUACUGGCACUGCCGGGAGUGUUGUACUACUUUUGCAAGUCGCCUUGCCAUGUCUUCUGUUUGCAGACGGCGCAUCAAAGCUCCACCUGUGCGGUGGCACAAACGUUGACAUGGCACCACAUAUCGACUACACAAUUUCUGUAUUCGCACCUGUAGUAAAAAAGUUUGGAGCAAACCUUGACAUUCGUGUAAUAAGGAGAGGGUAUUUCCCGAAAGGAGGGGGUCGAGUAGAAGUCGAAGUCAAGCCUAGUCAGAGCCUGAAUCCAAUCGAGCUUAUGGACCCCGGAAAAGUAACAAAAAUCGUGGGAAGGUCAUUUGUCGCAGGGUCUUUGCCUAUCAAGGUCGCUCACAUCAUGGCAGAUUGUGCCGCGAGCAUCAUCCGCGAGCAGUGGCAGUCGACACCGUGCAGCGUGGAGAGGCUGAAGGAGAGUGAAGCGAAUGCCUUCGGGACAGGAAAUGGCAUCAUUGUAAUCGCGGAGUCUUCAACCGGUUGCAAAUGGAGCGGGAGCGCAUUAGGAAAGAGAGGAACCCCUGCCGAGGCCGUGGGACGAUCAGCGGCGCGUGAUCUCCUGAAGGAACUCGGGAAGACCUCAUGUGUCGACAGCUAUCUUCAAGAUCAACUUAUUGUGUUCAUGGCUCUGGCAGGUGGAACAUCACGUAUCCUAUCUGGUCCUCUGACCCUGCACACUGAAACUGCCAUACAUGUGGCUCACAUUCUUACAAAGGCAAAGUUUACAAGCUCUCAGCGGGGAACCUCACACAUCCUUGAAUGCACCGGAGCUGGGUGCGUGACUCAGCGUUAAUUUAAAUAAAGACUGUCGUUCUUGUCA
Ornithodoros turicata is the source of this 1264-nucleotide messenger RNA. RefSeq names its product RNA 3'-terminal phosphate cyclase-like (gene Rtca). The transcript is spliced from 11 exons. NCBI's taxonomy places the organism in Eukaryota, Metazoa, Arthropoda, Arachnida, Ixodida, Argasidae. Gene Ontology annotation, molecular function: RNA-3'-phosphate cyclase activity. Bases 149 to 1237 code for a protein of 362 amino acids. Gene Ontology annotation, cellular component: nucleus. The record is from RefSeq and is a predicted model, not a curated record. Gene Ontology annotation, biological process: RNA processing.